Oryza sativa Japonica Group (Japanese rice) is the source of this 2431-nucleotide messenger RNA. Its product is annotated as UDP-glycosyltransferase 83A1. Lineage: Eukaryota; Viridiplantae; Streptophyta; Magnoliopsida; Poales; Poaceae. The record is from RefSeq and is a predicted model, not a curated record. Gene Ontology annotation, molecular function: UDP-glucosyltransferase activity.
AUAGCAGAAUAUUAAACAGAGGAAAUAACUUCAAAAUUAAUUGUCUUGUUUGCUUUAAUGUUGCUGGUCUUAAGGUUAAUAUACUCUUGAUUGAACCUCAUGAGUAUUCACGAACAGAGUUAGCCCAGUCAAACAAGAAAAAAGAAAUAGACCCCAAAAAGAAUAUUAGUUAUGGUUUUUAAGAACCAAAUCCUGAAUUUAAAUAUGAAAAUAGUGAAAUUAGGAUUGCGCCUUUUUUAGCCGAGGAAGUACAAUACAAUAUAAAAAAUAUUGAAUAGAUCGAAUGGUUAAACACAUUAAAAAAAAAACCGCGUUACAUGUUAGUAAAGAAAAUAGAGGGAUUAUAUCCCAUGGAGUACCCUUUUUAUGAUUAAAGAAAAUAAAGAAUUCAGAAUUCAUUUCCUACGCGUGCUGCCAAAACUUAAGAUAUGUUGAUGGAUACGGUGACGUUACAGAUAAUGAUUGGCUCAGCCUUAUUGCCUUGAAAGUUUAUCUUUGUUUUGCGUAUUUAGUGGAUUAUUGUGAAAAAUCUCAAGUUGAAACUAACCGGAGAAUAAACGUAUGGUCGUCGUUGCCAUCCACCCCAUGUCGCCUCGAUUCAGUAUCCUGUACCUUCAAAACAUGUCUUUGUCACUGAUAUAUAAACCUAUGGUUUAUCGGACCUACAUAUAAGUCACAAAAGUAUGAUGUUUUUCAAGACACAGGAUCUCAAUCCAUGUCGCCUCGCCGGCCGGCGCUCUUGCCAAAACCCACAUGCUUCUAGCGCACGUCCGUCGUGAGAAGCCGCCAUGGCCAAUGGUGAGUCUCACGUGUUGGCCUUGCCCUUCCCGGCCCAGGGCCACGUCAUCCCUCUAAUGGAGCUCGCCCACUGCCUCGUCGAGCAUGGCGUCAAGGUGACCUUCGUUAACACCGAGGUCAACCAUGGCCGCAUUCUUGGCGCCUUGGAUGAUGCCAGCCAUGGCGGCGAGCUUGGAGGCGUCGACAUGGUGUCCAUAUCGGAUGGGCUGGGCCAUGGCGACGACCGGAGCGAUCUCGGCCGGCUCACCGAGUCGCUCUUGUUGGCCAUGCCCAGCGAGCUGGAGAAGCUCGUCGGGAGGAUCAACGCCAGUGCGUCGGCGGCGGGCGGAGGCGGGAGGGAGGUGACAUGGAUGGUCGCCGACGUGAACAUGGCGUGGGCGUUUCCCGUGGCGAAGAAGCUCGGCCUCCGCGUCGCCGGCUUCUGCCCUUCGUCGGCGGCGAUGUUCGUGACGAGGAUUAGGAUCCCUGAGCUGGUGAGGGAUGGCGUUCUUGACGAGAGCGGCAUGCCGCGGUGGCGCGGCGCGUUCCGGCUUGCUCCGGCGAUGCCGCCCGUCGACACGGCGGAGUUCUCGUGGAACCGCGCCGGCGACCCCAGGGGCCAGCCGGCCAUCUUCCGGCUGAUCCUCCGGAACAACGCGGCCACGCACCUCGCCGAGGCCAUCGCCUGCAACUCCUUCGAGGAGCUCGAGUCGGGUGCCUUCGCCGUCGACGUCCCGGGCCGCGUGCUCCCCGUCGGCCCGCUGGCCUCCGGCGGCAAGCCGGUCGGUGGCUUCUGGCCCGAGGACGCCUCGUGCGCGGCGUGGCUCGACGCGCAGCCGGCGGGCUCCGUCGUGUACGUCGCGUUCGGCAGCAUCGCCGCCCUCGGCGCCGCGCAGCUCGCCGAGCUCGCCGAGGGGCUCGCGCUGACCUCCCGGCCGUUCCUGUGGGUGGUGAGGCCGGGCACCGCGAGCGAGCGGUGCCUCGACGGGCUCCGCCGCCGCGCCGCGCCGCGCGGCCGCGUCGUGGGCUGGUGCCCGCAGCGGCGCGUGCUGGCGCACGCGUCCACGGCGUGCUUCGUCUCCCACUGCGGCUGGAACUCCGUCGUGGAAGGCGUCAGCAACGGCGUGCCGUUCCUGUGCUGGCCGUACUUCGCCGACCAGUUCCUCAACCAGAGCUACAUCUGCGACGUGUGGAGGACGGGGCUGAGAAUGGCCGCGCCGGCGCCGGCGACGGCGCCGGCCGACGAAGCGUCGGCACGGCUCGUGGCGAGGCAACUGAUACGGCGCAAGGUGGAGGAGCUGAUCGGCGACCAGGAGACGAAGGCAAGGGCGAUCGUGCUGCGGGACGCUGCCAGUCUCGCCGUCGGCGACGGCGGGUCGUCGCGCCGGAAUCUCACACGGUUCUUGGAUCUCAUUAGAAGUUAGAGGCUGAUUGGAUGGAUUACUCACUUUACCAAACUUCUAUGCCACAAGUGUGGUAUGCCAUAGUUUCUAUGGCACAAAAAAGAGAGCCACACUUGUGGCAAAUUUUUGUUAAUAAGUGAGUGUAUGACAUGUGGGCCAUGAGAGUAGAAAAGUGUGGCAUGCUAAAUCUUUGGCUUCAACCAAACAUUUACACCAAAAAGUCAAACUUGACUAACUAUAGUGUGGCAAUG